Molecule: messenger RNA, 958 nt
Organism: Contarinia nasturtii (swede midge)
Lineage: Eukaryota; Metazoa; Arthropoda; Insecta; Diptera; Cecidomyiidae
Exons: 7
Coding region: 32-769 (245 amino acids)
Source: RefSeq, a predicted model, not a curated record
GUGGCGUCAAUUGAAUUUCAUAAUUAAAACAAUGAAGUGCUGUCUAAUUGUUGUAAAUAUACUUUGCUGUGCGGUAUCCUUCACCGUCGCCGUUGAUUUGACAAAUGUGGAAAUAACGGAAGAGCUGAUAACCACAGGAGCGACUUGUUUAUUGCAUAACACUGUCUCCACACCCGUAAAUGCACUAGUUACAUCCGCCAUUUCAAAAGCUGCCGUGGAAGGUAUUUUACUAUACAAUCAGACUCAUAACUUGGAGAUAGCAAUGCGAUUAGCCGCAGAAUGCGCGUUUGAAAGUGCGGUCAACUUUGCAAAUUCUGCUCUUUGUGCGACUUCAACAGGCUUGGACAUUGUAACCGAUGUUUGUUGUCACGGAGUGAAACCACACGAAGCAAUCAUGGAACGAACCAAUGUUGAUAGGGUGGCGCGUCGGAUUUUAAAUCAUCCAAAAGGCAAAACAGCACGAAAUGUGAUUGAGAAAACAAACAUCAUCAUUACUUGGAAGUAUGGACCGAUACCCGGAUAUAUUGCCACAGCAAUCACACAAGCAACUGCCGAAGGUGUGAAGAAAUAUAAUCGAUCUGGGAGCGCCAUGGAAGCAACUGAGGCUGCCGCAACACAUGCUUUUAAAAGCGUCGCCAAAGUGUUUAAAUUAAUUUUUGGUCUGACCAAAAGUGGCGUUGGUCUAAGUUUUGAUCUUCUUGAGGGAAAAGGUGCCAGAAGAUCUUUCCGUCGAAGAACUGGAGAAGCUUUAGGAGCUAUAUUGGACUAAAAUAUUUUAGCUCACGCUCAAAUGACAAAGUUUCUAUAACAACUGUUGGCAAUAAUAAUAUAAAUAUUCUUUGUUCUCCAAAUAUAUGGUUCUUCUUUUGAUUUGUGACACUAAUCGAUCAUUUGAUAGAACUAAAAAAUUAAAAAGAAGUUUAUUUGGAUUAAAACUUUGUUUCCAUUAAAAUUUGAA